CUUGAAUCUGGCAGGUGUGGUGUUUAGCGAUGGCGGACGCGACGGAGGCGCCGACGCGCAAGUCGCUGCUCAUUCCGGUGCAGAAGAGCGAUGAGUGGGUGGAAAUGUACACCGACGAACUUCCUGAGGAUGCAAAUGAUAUCAUGGACAUCCUCCGCGCUGAAAUCGCGCCACUCGAGGUGUGGCUCAAUGUCGCGAUCGAGUACUACCUCCAGGGCCGCACAGAUCAGUUUGAGCUCAUUUUUGAACAAGCAACGGUGCCGGAAGCCGAGGAAAUCUACAACGAUGACGCUGCACGCAAAAGUCGUCUCAAGAUGUACAACGCGUGGGUGUCGCAUUUCGUGAACGUGAUGUGGAACGAAGAUGACGAGCGCCGCCGCGAGAUUCCCGCGCAAAAGGCGGUUGCAUUGUUCCAGAAGGCGGAUCGAAUCGACGCACAGUGUCCCAACACACUAGUCGGAAAGGCGCUAAUGUUCAUGGCGAAGGGAGAAGAUGAUCGCGCCGAGCGAUUCCUGAAGAACGUACUGAUCGCAGACAAGGAGAACCUCCCUGCAAUUCUCGCGUCGGCCCUGUUGCAUGUACGCAAGAAGAAGUACGUCGAAGCGAAGAAGUUAUAUCAAGAAGCGAUCGUGCUCCACCCAAAAUCCCCCCAAGCGAGUCGAAUUCGUAUGUGCUUUGCGUAUUGUUGCUAUCAGAUGGGUUGUGUCGACAAGGCCAAGGCUGUGAUGAAGUACGCUGCGGCUCUCGACGACAGUAACGUGACUGCCUCGAUGGCCAACGCGUUGUGGUCUCUGGCGUCGUUGCCCCCCGAGGAGCGUCUUCGAUCCAUGCAAGAUGAAGGCUCACGCUUCAUGUAUCUUGUGCAUCACGCUCACGCUUUGGAUCCUAAACACCCGUCGGCGCUCAACCACUUGGCGAAUCACUACUUUUUACAGUGGAUUCCAUUGCCGGGAACAGUGUCAGUUGUCCGUGGGUCCGCGGUCGCUACAACGACUCACGACAUCUCGAACGACGUGGUCAAAGGCCAGUUGAUAUGCAUCGGGGACAAGUACAUAGCGUAUGUCAAGGACGUGUCGCCUCGCAGCAUCACCCUCGACGUCCCGUUCAAGGACGUGUCUCGAUCCGGGCUCACGAUCAGUCGCAAAUUGUACGAUCAGAUGAACACACUUGCCUCGAACGCAUAUCACGCCACCCAAGUCAAGGAAUUGCGAGCCGAGAGUUGUUUUCUGAUUGCACGGGGACAUCACGCUGAAGGCAAGUAUCAAGAAGCGUUUGGGUACUAUUAUAGCGCCACGCGAAGCACUCCGUCGUACGCGUUGCCUUGGUACGGCCUAGCGCAAAUGUACUACCACCAGAACGCGCUGGACAAGGCAGCAGUGUACUUGGAAAAGACGCUCAAGUUGUUUCCGGACAACACGGAAGUACUGUUGUUUUUGGGCCACGUGUACCUCCGGUUGAACCGCAAACCCGACGCGAUCGCCAACUUUCGACGUGUGGCAGACCUCGAUCCCGGCAAUGUCGACGCCUUGAUUGGGACUGCCGAGAUCUUGCAUUCGUCGAACGAGCGGCACGAGCAACUUGCCGCCAUAUCGGCUUACGUUGCUGCUCAACGCGUGCUUGAAAACACGAUGGAACCUGUCCCGGAUGGGUUGCACACCAACCUGGGAUCGCUGCAUAUGCGUGUGGGUCAGUACCACGAAGCAAUCGAGUGCUACGGACUUGCUCUCGGGACGGGCGAGCGUGGCGCGCGCCCACCGUUCCCUGACGUGGACUCAUCCAACGUGACAGUGCUGUACAACAUUGGGUUGGCGUACGAAAAGCUUGGCGAGUGGAGUUUGAGCACAGGCAUUUACAAGUCGAUCAUCGAGCGAUUCCCAUGGUACUUGGACGCGUUGCUGCGGCUGGCUGUGUUUGAACGCGAGAGCGGCAACCACGACCAAGCGACCGCGCUUCUCGACAAAGCCCUAGGUCAAGACCCGACGUGCGCGAACGCGUGUCUCCUCCAAGCCAACAUGCAUUUUCACAAGCGCGAGUGGAGUUUAGCGCAGAAAAAAUACGAGCAAGUCCUCGGGAUGAAACUACCGGACGGCAGCAUGGCACUCAAGAAUGACCCGUACACGUUCCUUAGUAUGGGCAACAUCUUUAUGAGCAACAUUGGUGAGAAGGGCCGAUACUUGAAAAACAUGACGCUCGCCGAAACGUACUACAAGAAAACGCUGGCCAGCAACCCUCAAAACGUGUAUGCUGCUAACGGGAUCGGCAUCAUGUUGGCGGAAAAAGGCCAGCUCGACAAGGCCAAGCUCAUCUUUGCACAAGUCCGAGAAGCCGCGCCCGACAUGCCCGACGCCUGGAUCAACCUGGCCCACAUUCACAUGGGCGAACGUCGCUAUGGCGAAGCGAUUACCUUGUACCAAGUGUCGCUGAACAAGCACUACAAGGGCCAAGACGUGACUGUAUUGCUGUAUUUGGCCAAGGCGUACUACGAAGCCAAACGGUACAGUGAAUGCAUCACGACUUUGACGAAAAGCAUCCACAUCGCGCCCCAAGAGCUUAAGUUGUGGUACAACUUGGCGCUGGCCCAGGAAGACUUUGCUGUUGCGACCCUCGGCGCGACCGAGACGUCGACUUCGGCCAAAUCGAACCGAACGAUGGCCGAUGUCCAACGUGCCAUCAGUGAUCUUCAACGCGCCCAGCGCAUCUACGCGUUCUUGAACAACGCUGUUCCGCCCGCGUCGUCGAAGAAAGGGCAUCCGAUCGACAUGGAAAAGGUCCAUGACCACGAAACGUUUUGCAAAGAGACAUUGGAAAAGGCCAGUGUGCACUUGGAAUUUGAACGCCAACGCGAGGAAAAACGCAAACUCGACGCUGAAAAUCGCCGCCGCAUGGUGCUUAUGCUCGAAGACGAGCGCCAGGCGCAGUUGCAGGCCCAAAAGGAGCGCGAAGCGGCGUUGGAACUCAAGAAAGCGCAGAUGCUCAAGGUGACCCAAGAGCGGUUGAAGGCCGCGAGCGAAGCGUGGAAACAGAAGGAAGCGUUGGUGGCAGACACGUCCAAGGCAGCGGCCAAGAAGGGCAAGAAGCGCAAAGUUGACGUGGAAGAGGACGACGACGACGACGAUGACGUGGUGGCGCCCAACAAAAAAGCCAAAGAAGCCGCGAACGACAACUUGUUCGGGUCGGAAUCGGAAAACGAGGACGAUGAGCCUCGAGAAACCAUCCACGGCACGAACUCGUCGCCGCCCCGCGAAGUCGACGACAAGCAGCACGCCGAAUUGUUCGGGUCCGACUCGGACGACGACUGAGCUUCCUCGAUCCCAACGUAAUAUAUGCAUGCCAACUAGUCCCUCGAGCCUGAGGCACUACAUGCCCUCUCAUCCG
This is a messenger RNA of Aphanomyces invadans, 3375 nucleotides long. RefSeq lists its product as hypothetical. Lineage: Eukaryota; Oomycota; Saprolegniomycetes; Saprolegniales; Verrucalvaceae. Gene Ontology annotation, molecular function: RNA polymerase II complex binding. The coding region runs from base 30 to 3299 and encodes 1089 amino acids. The transcript is spliced from 3 exons. Gene Ontology annotation, biological process: regulation of DNA-templated transcription. The record is from RefSeq and is a predicted model, not a curated record. Gene Ontology annotation, cellular component: Cdc73/Paf1 complex.